GAACUAACGAACGGCAUGUAACGUUCCUUAUAAAUUUAUUGAAAAAUAUAAUGAAAAGACUGAAAAUAUGAGUUUUAAUUUCAUAUAGACUUUAUGUGGAUACCUUUUAACUUAAGCCUUAUAAGUAUACCGUUACUGAGAUGGAUCUAAAAACCCUUUUGAGGAACAAAGUCAACAAGAUGAGAGAUAAAAACGCAAUUCCUUCAAAAGAUGUUCAAAUUAAACUUGAGGAGGAAUAUUUUGAAAAAUAUUCCAAAGAGUUUGGGCUCAAAUGUAAUGUGCAAACCCUGAAAAUUCCCCGUUUUUAUAAAAGGAUUCCUAAUGAAAAUGAACCUUUAAGGCAACAUCUGCGUGAGGAAAGUGCGUCUCAUCUUUUGAAAAGAAGAAGCCAGCAGCUUCUCGAUAACAAUGAGUUGAAGGAACUUUGGGUACUUUUGGAUCAAAAUCAGAGUUUUCCUGAGGAUCAACUUUUAACCUAUUCGGAUUUCAAAAAAAUUGCUUCUUUGGCUAAUCCUAAAGUGCAACCUUAUUUUACAUCAAGUGUUUUUGCCAAAUUACAACAGGGAGAUGCUCAAGGAAGAAUUUUUACUAUGUCAUUGUUCAAUUAUGUGAUGAGAAAAGUUUGGCUAGAACAAACAAGGAUUGGUCUGUGUUUAUAUGAUUCCUCAGGCCAAGGGUUUCUAACUGAAAUGGAUUUAGAGAAUUAUAUUACAGAUUUGUUACCUACAGUACCCCAACUAGAAGGAUUAGAAAAAUCAUUCCAUAGUUUUUAUGUUUGUACUGCAGUUAGGAAAUUUUUGUUCUUCUUAGAUUCUGUUGGUUCGGGACGUGUUAGAAUACUUGAUAUAUUGUCAUGUUCCUUCUUAGAUGAUUUGCUUGAAUUAAGAGAUGAGAAUCUAAGUAAAGAGUCAUUAGAGCAAAAUUGGUUCAGUGCAUCUUCAGCCUUAAGAAUUUAUGGACAUUACUUGAACUUAGAUAGAAACCACAAUGGAAUGCUUAGCAAAUCUGAGUUGGCAAGCUAUGGUUCAGGAACCUUAACACAGCCUUUUCUAGAUCGUGUUUUUCAAACAUGUCUUACAUAUGGUGGUGAAAUGGAUUAUAAAACCUAUCUAGACUUAGUUUUAGCCUUAGAGAAUCGUUCAGAGCCUCAGGCUAUAUCAUUUUUAUUUAAAAUUAUUGAUAUUAGGGACCAGAAGUAUUUAGAUGCAUUCACAUUGAACUAUUUCUUCAGGGCUAUUCAAGAUCAAAUGAAAGCACACGGAGCUGAGCCUGUUUCAUUCGAUGAUGUUAAAGAUGAGCUUUUUGAUAUGGUUAGACCAAAACACCCAGAGAAAAUUACUUUAGAUGACUUGCUUGCAUGUGGACAAGGUGAUACAUUCAUCAGUAUUUUGAUUGAGUUUCAUGGUUUUUGGGCAUAUGAGAAUCGUGAAGCUGUUACAGCCGAACCAGCGCAAGACUAGUCUGGUGCUUUUCUUUGGCAAUAAGAUUUUUUCAGUAAUUGCUGAUGUUUCUUUAUGGCUGUUUUUAAAAAUAAAUUUUACAUUGAUAAAUCA
Molecule: messenger RNA, 1553 nt
Organism: Coccinella septempunctata (seven-spotted ladybird)
Lineage: Eukaryota; Metazoa; Arthropoda; Insecta; Coleoptera; Coccinellidae
Product: serine/threonine-protein phosphatase 2A regulatory subunit B'' subunit gamma-like
Exons: 2
Coding region: 141-1460 (439 amino acids)
Biological process (GO): regulation of dephosphorylation; positive regulation of B cell differentiation; B cell homeostasis
Cellular component (GO): centrosome; spindle
Source: RefSeq, a predicted model, not a curated record